Molecule: messenger RNA, 1650 nt
Organism: Dermatophagoides pteronyssinus (European house dust mite)
Lineage: Eukaryota; Metazoa; Arthropoda; Arachnida; Sarcoptiformes; Pyroglyphidae
Source: RefSeq, a predicted model, not a curated record
GAUAUUAUCCUCGAGUAUUUAUUUUUGUUGAAUGCAUGACUAUUCACCGCUGAAAUACAUAUUAUUGUUCCAUAUUACAAUAUCUAUAAUCCACUAAUUUCAGAAAAUGGAUGAUAAAAUUGAACAACCAGAAAAUGGAAAUAAAUAUGAAUUUAAUACUAUUUCGGAUAAAAAAGAUUUCGGUUCAUUAGGUAUACCGAAUUAUAUAAUUGAAUAUGAUCCAUUGAAUUUAGUCAUCAAAUGUCCUCGUUAUCAUCGAUUUAUGACAAAAGAAAAUUCAGAGAUCAAUAUUGAUGAUCUCGAUCAGAUACAAUUAGAAAUGGAAACGUUGCUUUUGGAUACGAUGAAACGUUUGCGAUUACUGAAAAAUGAAUUGAAUGCCAAUGAAAUUAAAAUGUUAAAAAAUAACAUUGAUGCAUCAUCAUCAUCAUCGUCAUCAUCAAAGUCAAAAAUUGAAAUAAAACAACCGUAUGCUGUAAAAGAGAAAACUUUUGAAAAAUAUUUUGAUCGAAUAACAUUUAAAAAUAAAGCAAAUGGCACGAUGCCAACAAAUUAUGAAAUAAUCGAACGUUUCAUCGGUACUCCAUAUCCACAGCUCAAUGAUGUAGAUAUACCUAAUCAAUUUUGGUCAUUUGUACAUUAUUUUCAUGAUAUUUCACCUACCGAAGAAGAAGUCAAGCAAUGUGCCGCAUUUUAUGAUGCAUGUGAAUCGUUGAAUGAUGAUUUAUCACUAAUAACUGGUUCGAAUUUAACGAUCAAUGAGAAGAAUGAUGAUACUAAUAACGACAACAAAAGUGAUGAAAAUCUAACUGAAUAUCUGGAAAAAUUUAUUCAUAAUUUUUCCAAUGAUGAAACAAGUACGGAAAAUUCACAUGGUCCAUUUACCAAAAGGUUAAUGACUAGUUUUAUCAAAAUCGAUGAAAAUGAACCCAUUGAAAAAAAUGAAAAAUUGUUAGAUGAAGAAACUAUAAAAACAAAAGAAAACUCUGAAACUGGUGAUAACAAAGAAAAACAGCCAUCAAAAAUGUCCAAAAAUCCGAUACAAAUUGAGCCACACCGAUCGCAAAAAUUUGAACGAUCAUUACGCAAAGUUCUUAAACAAAUGAAUCUGCUACAUUCUCAACCGAAAGAUACGAAUAAUAAAAAAUUUGAAAAAAUUCGUCAAUCCCUAUUGAAAAGUCAUCGAUUAGCUGAAUUAAAAACGAACUAUAAAUAUGCAUUCAAUGAUCUGAUUCAUGAUCGUAUGGAAAAGAAACUUCUUUCGACAUUUAAUAAAAUGUUCCACACAUACAAAUCAAUUCGAUCAUCUAGAUUAAAUACUUUGACUAAAAAUAGUCAAAAUAAUAUUAAUGUAGAUGAUUAUCGUCAAUUUGAUCAACUAUGGCAAACACGAGUACGGUUAUUAAAAUAUCUCAAUUUAUACAAUCGAAUAUGAGAUUAAUUUUUUUCAAAAUGAAAAUUUUCAGAUUCAUUUUAUUGUCCAUUAUACAUUAAUAAUUAUCUGACAGACGAAAUAAAAUUGAUUGAAAUGAUGCAAGGAAAAAAAAGAAAUAACAAUAUAUUUAUCAAUAUAAUAAUUAAUAAUAAUUUAAAAUUUGUGAUGAGCACGAAAUAUAUGUUUGUUGUGUUCAGAAAAAAAAUCAUUUAGGA